Messenger RNA from Pleurotus ostreatus (oyster mushroom), 276 nucleotides. RefSeq lists its product as uncharacterized. NCBI's taxonomy places the organism in Eukaryota, Fungi, Basidiomycota, Agaricomycetes, Agaricales, Pleurotaceae. The transcript is spliced from 2 exons. The record is from RefSeq and is a predicted model, not a curated record. Bases 1 to 276 code for a protein of 91 amino acids.
AUGCACGGCGCCGAGAAAGGGACUCUUCAGCAGGCGCUAUCGAUGGCACAGGAGGCCGUGAAGCUGGAUACGGCGAAAGACAGUCAUGGCGCCGUCCGUGCUUAUAUCCAGAGUAUAAAAACUUUGGAUACAGUUGUCCAGCGGUUGACCUCGUCCAGCCAGCCAGAUGAGUUGCAGCGGGUCACAAGCAUACGGGACACGUACAUCGAACGGGUGAAGCUCCUGAGCCAGAGAUACUCUAUCCCCAACGAGUUCAAUCCACAAAGUCAGUCAUAG